GGCCAAGCAUCACCUACAAUGCGAUGAGGAAAUCUGGCAGAAAUAGCAUAAAAAGCGUUGCAAUAAACUCAAGCAGUUUCUUAUGGAGGAACAUCUUUUAAUAAAAACAUCUUUAGAUGAGAUAAUGAAAAGUACAUUUUUGAAAAAGUUUACCAUUCUAAAAUGUCCAUGAAAUCUGCUCACUUGCAAGCCUUGUUUGCAAGACGACGUGAAAACGAACAUAAUCGAAUUGAACGCACCGAAGCGGUCAAUAAAUAUUACGAUCAUUGGGGUAAAGUAACAGCUCGUUUUGAAAACUGGACUACACCCGAGUACUACAAGCAAGCCGAGAAACAACUACAAACAACACAGCAGCAGAAAGCAAAACUUAAAAAUUUAGCCGAAAGACAACAAAAACUAGCACAGCUGUUGGAUAUUGAAAAGAAAAGUUAUGAGCUGGAAUUGCAACAAAAGGAAAGAAGUAGGAAUCCACGCAGAAGUUUAGAUACCAAGACCCUAGAGAAAAUCGAUGACAAUUUAAAGCAACAACAGCAAAUGAGACGCAAACUGGAGUUAGAGGCUAAACUUUAUGGUAAAUGGCGUCAUGGAGUGGAUGAUGAUAAUUUGGUAUUUGAAUCGAAGAGUGAUAAUGAAGUAUUGGCCAAACUUAAUUGGUUGGACAAACAGGUGGCUCAGCAAUUACAACGCGAAAAAGAGGAAGAGGCGGCUAAGGAGAGACAAAUAAAAUUACAGCAUGAACUCAAUAAAACUGAAGAACUGCAAAAGGAGAGACAACUAAUCAGGGAGAAUGAAAUUCGAGAAAUACGCUAUUUGCAGGAGUAUCACAUGGAUCAACUAAGAGAACAGCAAAAGGAGAUUGAUGAUCUGAAGGAAAAAGAAAAACAGUUGAAGGCCAAUUUAAAUGAAUUUGAAAAAGAGCUGGAGUUAUUAGAAGAAUCCUAUGCCGUUUUAAGUAAAUCAGUGGAUUUCGGUGAUGCUCACAACUUUAAAAAGAUCAAAAUUUUCAUACGCAAAAGAUCAGAAGUAUUUCGUAAUCAAAUUAAACUUUGUUUGAGCAUUUUGAAAAGAUCUAUUGGUAUUGCUGAAAACCCUCAAAUAUUAAAAAAUUUCAAGGCAGAGUUGGAGCUGCAAUUAGAAGCGGAAAAUCAAAAACUUUCACAAAUUGAGGGCAUGUAUGAAUCGGAGGCUAAGUAUAAUCUACAGGGUACUGAACAAACCUGGCAGCAAGAGCAUAAAGAACGUUAUGAGAAACUGAAACAGCUGCUAAAGGAGGAACAUUUUUUAAUAAAAACUACAUUAAAUGAAAUUAUGCAAAGACAUGAAGAACUCUUGGAAAUAAAAUCUACCCAUUUGGGAAUUAUAGAAAAUUCCAGUGAGAAAUUGAAAAUCUUAAUACAAGAGGAAGAAAACUCACCACGAUAUCAAGCAUGCAAAUCUUUAGAACCAGCAAAACAAGCGGAAUUUUCACCACGACAUAAAAUUACUAAUAAUAUACACAGCCAGUUAGAGGAGUCAAAAGAUACACCACUCUAUUCACCACGAUGUUGUGCCUCUGUGAAAUCCUUGGAACUGGACGAACCUCAUCACCAAAUAGACUUUUCAUCGCGUCGUAAUUGUUAUGAAUCGAAUAAUAACAAUAUGUCUCCUAAAAAUAACGACAUCAAUCAAAUUUCAAGAUCAUUUACCAAUUUAAAUCUGGAUGUUUGGCAAAGCCAGCAAGCUCCUCCUUCUCAGCGAGAUUUGGAAACUCAAAAGACAAAUGCUCAACGCUCGUUACAAGUUGUCACACCCGAGACUGAGGCAGAACGACCAAGAUUUGGUCGCAAACGUGUGGCCUGGAAUUGAAUAAAGUUCUAGUGUUCCUGCGAAAGAAAACCAGUAUUCUUAUUUGCAUUUAGUAUAUUUUGGACUUGAUUUAAGAAAUUAUAUGUUUUAUGUAGUUAUAUUUACAUUAUUACAAAUAAAUACUUGCUGCCUUGCCUGAGCUAAAUCAAAAAUGUUAACGAA
Molecule: messenger RNA, 2007 nt
Organism: Lucilia cuprina (Australian sheep blowfly)
Lineage: Eukaryota; Metazoa; Arthropoda; Insecta; Diptera; Calliphoridae
Product: trichohyalin
Exons: 2
Coding region: 163-1845 (560 amino acids)
Biological process (GO): apoptotic process
Cellular component (GO): keratin filament
Source: RefSeq, a predicted model, not a curated record